This is a messenger RNA of Tyto alba (common barn owl), 5962 nucleotides long. Its product is annotated as cullin-9-like. The record is from RefSeq and is a predicted model, not a curated record. The coding region runs from base 98 to 5875 and encodes 1925 amino acids. Lineage: Eukaryota; Metazoa; Chordata; Aves; Strigiformes; Tytonidae. Gene Ontology annotation, biological process: ubiquitin-dependent protein catabolic process. Gene Ontology annotation, molecular function: ubiquitin protein ligase binding. The transcript has 25 exons.
GCAUGCGCGCCCGGCCGCCGGGGUUGGGGACCGGCCGGAGCUCUCCGGUCCCGGUCCCGCUCUUUCCUCUUCGGGAAGCGCUUGGCGGGAGGCCGCGAUGGCGGAGCCGCGGCGGGGAGGCAGCCCGGCCCCGCCGGCGAAGUCCCCGGGGCCGGCUGCCCCUCCCUGCGCCGCCACGGUGAACGGGAGGCGGGAUGGCAACCGGGUGGUGCACCUGGGAGCCCAACUGCAGGCCUGGCCGGAGGAGCUGCUGCGGCAGCGGCGAGGCCGCGACGGCCAGCCUGAGUACCUGGUCCGGUGGAGCAUUGCCAGCUUGGAAGGGAGAGCGGCGGGAGGCAGCGGUGCCUCCGGUGCGGAGACCAAGCCGGAGAGCAUCUCCGUGUGGAUGUCUGCAGAAGAGGUCUGCGCCAGCUGCCCGGCGCUGCUGGGCGAGAGGGGGCUGGAAGGGCAGGGGGGGAAAGGGGAGAAGGCAGCCAGCCCGCUGGCCGCGGACGCCCCGCCGGAGGACGCCUCGCUGCUGGAGAUGAAGGCUGACGUCAGGAGCCUGGUGCAGCGAGCCGGGCGGCAGCUGGCCGAGAGCGGGGCCCCCGAAUCCUCCGUCCUCAACACCAUCCACGUGCUGAGCGCGUACGCCGGCAUCGGCUCGCUGGCGGGCGCCUUCAAGGAGGCGGGGGCCCUCGACCUGCUGAUGAGGAUGCUGUGCCACAAGGAGAAGCGAAUCCGCCGCGGCGCCGGCGAGAUGCUGAGGGCCCUGGCUGCGCACGAUGCAGGGAGCCGGGCCUACGUCCUGCUGUCCCUGAGCCGGCAGGAUGGCAUUGAGCAGCACAUGGACUUUGACAGCCGCUACACCUUGCUGGAGCUGUUUGCUGAGACAACAUCCUCUGAAGAGCACUGCAUGUCCUUUGAGGGGAUUCACCUGCCCCAGCAGAUCCCCGGGAAGCUGCUCUUCGUCCUGGUGAAGCGCUACCUGUGCGUCACUUCUCUCCUGGACAAGCUCAGCGGCGGCGUGGAGCGGGAGGACUGCGCCGAGCCCGGCCUGCUGACGGAGGAGAGGAGCCACGUGAAGCAGGAGUUCGAGUUCAGCAUGGCCGUGGCAAACCUCAUCCUGGAGCUGGUGCACGUGAUGGGCUGGGACCGCAGCCCCAAGCCAGAGCUGCAGCCGCACCACGACCGGCGGCCUCGUGCCACCCACUCCAUCUUCCAGCACAGGGCCGCUCCCUGCACCGCUGCUCAGGCAGCCCUCGCCCCUCCACCGAAAGAGCCCAGCACCUUCAAGACGCGCUCAGCCUUCCCAAGCCGCAGCAGCUACGUGGAGUACGUGCAGGCAAAGCUGGUGCGCGGCAUGCGGGUGCGCAUGCUGGAGGACUACGAGCAGGUCAGCGCAGGCGACGAGGGUGACUUUUGCCAGAGCAACGACGGCACACCGCCUGUGCAGGUGUACUGGCAAGCCCUGGGCUGUACAUACUGGGUUCACUGGCACAUGGUGGAGAUCAUUGGCGCUCCGGGGCAGGAGGAGCACGAGGGCCAGGAGAAGGUGUCCCUCCUGACACGCAACCACAAACUGGCAGCAGUUGCGCAGCCGUUUCUCCGCCAGCCCUUGGGGGGGCUGUACUCUCUGCCUUACCUGGGGGAGCAGCCGCCCGAGGCCGCAGAGGCCCUGAGCCGUGCCGAGUGGUGGGAGCUGCUCUUCUUCGUGAAGAAGCUGGAAGCCCAGGAGCAGAAAGAGCUCUUCUCUCUCAUCCAGCAGGCCCGGGGAGAGCAGCUGUCGGAGGGAGACGAAGAAGCCCUGAUCCGGCUGUCGGUACCCGCGGCGCUGGCCCCGAAGGUGCUGCAGGUCUUGGAGGAGCGGUGCCAGGGCGGCUCUCGGCGCGACCUGCGCGUCUCCCACACCUACACCAAGUACGCCCUCGGUAGGGGGGCCGGGCAGGAUGGCGGGGGGAGCACCGCGGCGUCCCCGAAGGGUGCCGGCUGCAGGAGCGCUGGCCCCGGAGCCCGGGCGGCCGAGGCAGCGGAGGAAGCCCCCGCUGCAGCCCCCGCUGCAGCGGCCAAGGCGGACGCGCAGCUGUUCGGCGAGCUCCUGGAGAGGGAAGGGCUGGCCCUCCCCGAGGUGCCCGAGGAGCAGCUCCGAGCGCUGGGCAGCUCCGAGGGGCUGGGCGAGAGGGGCUCGCCGGCCGAGCUUGCGGCCGCGGUGGCCGCGGGGCAGAGCAGCGGCUCCGCGGUGGGGCUGCGCUCGGCCGGGCUGCGGCACCUGGCGGAGAGCCUGGAGGAGGAGCCCGAGGCGGAGCGGCGAGGCGGCGGAGCCCGGGGCGGGCCGGGCGGCGGGAGCCGCGGGGGAGCCGCGGGGUGCCGCACGGCCCUGCUGCGGGCCGGGGGGGGGCCGGGCUGUCCGGGAGAGGGGCGGGCAGCCCCCCCGGGGCCGAGCCGGCCGCCGGAGAGCCGGGCGGGCGGGGAGGAGGCGGCCGGCAGCGGGGCCGGGAGGCUCCUGCCGAGGCCGUGCCCUGCCCCCCCCGCAGGGAGACGCUGGCGAAGGCGGCGGCGGAGCUGCCGAGCGCCGGGGCGGCGGAGAAGGCGGCGGCGGCGGCGGCGCUGCGGCUGCUGGCCGCGCUCACGGCCAAGCGCGACUGGCGGGCGGCGUGCGGGCCGCGCGGGCCGGCGUGCAGCGGCGCGGCUCCUCCGCCCCGGGGCAGCGGGCCGGGCUGGCGGGGAGGGCGGCGGCCGGGGCGCGGGGCGCGGGCUGGAGCCGCCCGUCGUUGUCGCGGCAGGCGGAGAGGCCCCGCGGGCCCCCGGGGACGUGCGGGCGCUCCUGGGCGGCCCCGGGGACGGCGAGUUGGCCGGGGAGGCGGUGGCGGCGCUGGAGCGGCAGCUCUGCGGCGGAGGCGCCGGCCCCUCGGGCGAGGCGGCCCGGCUGCUGCAGGACCGCGGGUGCUUCGGGCUGGUGCUGCGCAGCUUGGAGCUGCUGGGGGCGGAGAAGCCGGCGAGCCUGAGCGUCCUCCGGAUCCUGAGCGGGUUCCUGGCCGCUUCCCGGGGGGACGCGCUGCCCUGGCACGAGUGUGUGGAGCCCUGUUUGGCCUCGCUGAGCGCCCACAGCAGCGACCGGGAGGUGGUGCGGGAGGUCGUCGGCUUCCUGCACCGCCUGGCCAGCAGCAGCAAGGACUGCGCGGUGGCGAUGUGCCGCCUGGGCGCCCGCGAGACGCUGGCCAAGGCCCUGGCCAAGCAGGGCACGGCUCCGCCGCUGGCGCCAGCCCUGCUCGCCCUGGUGACGGACUGCGAGGAGCACGCCGGCCUCUACCAGAAGCUGACGAGCAGCGUCCUGGCUGGCUGCAUGCAGCUGGUCCUGGGGCAGAUCGAGGAGCACCGCCGGAGCCAGCGGCCCAUCAGCAUCCCCUUGUUCGACGUCUUUCUGCGCAACCUGUGCCGAGGCUCCGGCGUGGAGGUGAAGGAGGACAAGUGUUGGGAGAAGGUGCAGGUCUCCUCCAACCCCCACCGGGCCGGCAAGCUGACGGACAGGAACCCCAAGACCUACUGGGAGUCGAACGGCAGCAGCGGCUCCCACUUCAUCACCGUCCACAUGCAGCGUGGUGUGGUGGUCAGGGAGAUGAGCAUGCUGGUGGCCAGCGAGGACUCCAGCUACAUGCCGGCCCGCGUUGUGGUGCUGGGGGGAGACAGCCCGGCCGCCGUCCGAACCGAGCUCAACGCGGUGACCGUCCUGCCCUCGGACAGCAGAGUGGUCCUGCUGGAGAACAUGACCCGCUUCUGGCCCGUCCUCCAGAUCCGGGUGAAGCGGUGCCAGCAGGGCGGCAUCGACACCCGCGUGCGCGGCAUCGAGGUGCUGGGCCCCAAGCCCACUCUGUGGCCCGUCUUCAAGGAGCAGCUGUGCCGGCGGACGUUCCUCUCCUGCACCGCCCGGGCUCACGCCUGGUGCCAGGAGAUCUGCCGUGACCGGGGGCGACUGCUGCAGCUCUUCGGCAAGCUGAACCGGGCGCUGCGGCACGAGCAGGCCUUCGCCGACCGCUUCCUCCCCGACGACGAGGCGGCCUGGGCCUUGGGCAGGACGUUCUGGGAGGCGCUGGUGACCCCCCUGGUGCAGAGCAUCACCAGCCCAGACCCCCAGGGCGUCAGUCCCCUGGCCUGGCUGCUGAGCGAGUACCUGGAGAGCGCGGAGCUGUCCGGUCACGCCGCGAGCCGUGGCGCCGUCUUCGGCUCCCGCGUGCGGCGCCUGACGCAGCUCCUGGUGCACGUGGACCCCCGCGGCGCGGAGCCGGAGGAGGCGCGAGCAGCCGGCGGGAAGGACGGGAGGGACGAGGAGGUGCCGGCCAGGGCUGCGGAGGCGGCGGCGAAGUCGAGCGGCCUGCGGAGCAUCUGGCGGUGCUGGCGGGACGUGGUGCAGCGGCAGGUGCAGCGGUUCCUGGAGGCGGCAGGGCAGGCGCCGGACCUCGUGGAGCGCUACUGCGGGCUGUACCGGCGGCUGCGCGCCGCCACGGAGGAGCUCUUCGGGCGGCAGGCCGCCUUCGUGCUGGCCCUGGGCCGGGGCUUCGCGGGGGCUCUGCUGCAGCUCCCCUUCCUCACCGCCCUGCACGUGAGCGAGCGGUUCGCCCGCUACCUCGACGGGCGGAUCCGGGAGCUGCGCGGGGCCGCGGGCAGCGCGGAGCCCCCGCAGCGGCUGCAGCAGCUGCUGGAGCCCUUCGCCGUCCUCGGCGGCCUGGAGCUCGCCCACCCCUUCGAGCACUUCUACCGGCACUACCUGGGGGACCGGCUGCUGGCGCAAGGCCCGUCUUGGCUGGAAGGAGCCGUCGCGGAGCAGCUCGGGCUGUGCUUCCCCAGCCGCUUCCCCCAGGAGAUGCUGAGCGACUUGGCCGAGUCGGAGGAGCUGCGGCAGCAGUUUGGCCUCUUCCAGCUGCAGGAGCGGGACAGGCGGCUGCUGGAGCUGGAGGCGGGCCCGGGCGAGGCGCCGGGGCCGGCCUCGGCGGCGGCUGCGCCGGAGGUUGCGCCGGAGGUGAAGGUGCUGGCCCUGUCCCCGCGCUGCUGGCCCGUCCCCCCGUCCUGCUCCAUGGCCGAGCCCGGGAGGUUUUUCUCGGCGGCGCUGAGCUCCCCCCUGGCCGCGUUUGCCGACUUCUGCAGGCGGCGCCAGCUCCGGCCGGGCCGGGCGGGCGCGAAGCCCCGGCGGUUGCAGUGGACGUGGCUGGGCCGUGCCGAGCUGCGCUUCGGGGACUGCGUCCUCCACGUCUCCACGCUGCAGAUGUACAUCCUGCUGCGCUUCAACGACGCCGAGGAGGUGGCUGUGGAGGCCCUGCUGCAGGCGACGGGGCUCCCGGCCGCCCUGGUGCACCAGGCGCUGACGCCGCUGACCCGCAGCGAGGGCGUCCUGGCGCGGAGCCGCACGCCGGGGGCUCCAGGCGUGCUGCGGCUGAACCGGGCAGCCCUGGCCCAGGCCUCCGGCCGCCCCCUGAGGCUGCUGCCCCAGCAGAGGUACCUCCGGGCGGAGAGGGCCGAGGUCGGCAGCCUCGAGAGGAAGAGGAACGUCCUCUGCUGCCUCAUCACCCGCAUCCUCAAGGCGGAGAAGCAGCUCCACAUCGACAACCUGGUGUUCAAGGUGGUUGACGCCUGCCAGAAGGGCGAGCUGGGGCCGAGGCUGCAGUUCCUGAGCUUCUGCUGCCACAGCGUGGACGUGCUGUCCUGCGUCCUGCACCUGCUGAACCAGGGCUACCUCCGGCGCCAGGAGGCGAGGCCUCACGUCUUGGAAUACGUUUCGGCCGAACCCGCAACACCCCCUGCCUCCCAGCUCCAGCCCCAAGUUGCCUUCCAGACUGUCGAGAUCAAGAGAGCAGCAAGCCCAGCCUCUGCUGAAAGGAGACAGACUUUUUCCACCUUCAGGUAGACAAAGACCUGGCUGGACUGGAUGUCUCUGCCUGAAUAUUCGGUGGGUUUUUAUUUUAAAUAAAUGAGCCGAGCUCACCCACUCACA